This is a messenger RNA of Medicago truncatula (barrel medic), 2294 nucleotides long. RefSeq names its product putative E3 ubiquitin-protein ligase XBAT31. Gene Ontology annotation, molecular function: protein binding. Lineage: Eukaryota; Viridiplantae; Streptophyta; Magnoliopsida; Fabales; Fabaceae. The coding region runs from base 243 to 1577 and encodes 444 amino acids. The transcript has 8 exons. The record is from RefSeq and is a predicted model, not a curated record.
CUAAGCAAAAACAACUUCGGUCAGCUGCCCGAAAUCGCGGUGGGCAGGUUCAAACUCCAAGACAACAUAUUCCCAUCACCAAAUCCAUCCAAUACUUAACUGCUUAUUUCCUGACUUCUUCAGUCCAACCAACCAACUUACCAAAAACACCACCGUGUCCACCGCCGUAUAAGGCGGCGCGUGAGGAAGUUUCCGGCAACCACUUCUUCACGUGCUGCUUGUUGAUAUAUUUAAGAGAGGAAAUGGGUCAGAAUCAAUCGAGUUGUGUGGUGGGGGUGCAGAAGAAGAAGAAAGAGAAUAGUGUGUUUGCUUCUGCUGUUGUGAAUGGUGAGAUGGAAAUUGUUGAAAGUAUGGUUGAGGAUGAUGUUGGUGUUUUGGAUAGUACUGUUGGUCGUGCUAAGUUGUCUCCUCUUCAUUUAGCAGCUGCCAAUGGUCGGAUCGAGGUGCUUUCAAUGUUGUUGAACCGGAAUGUCAAAGUCGAUGUCUUGAAUCGUCAUAAACAGACACCGUUAAUGUUGGCUGUGAUGCAUGGAAAGACUGGUUGCAUGGAAAAGCUUAUUCAAGCUGGAGCUAAUAUAUUGAUGUUUGAUUCUAUUCGACGAAGAACCUGCUUGCACUAUGCUGCUUAUUAUGGCCAUGUAGAUUCGUUAAAGGCUAUUCUUUCAGCUGCUCAUUCUUCACCUGUUGCAGAAUCUUGGGGAUUUGCUAGAUUUGUGAACAUAAGAGACGGAAAUGGUGCUACGCCGCUGCACCUUGCUGCUCGUCAUAGACGGCUUGAAUGCCUUCAUUCCCUGUUAGACAACGGGGCUCUUGUUUGUGCUUCAACCGGUGGAUACGGAUUUCCUGGAAGAACACCGCUACAUAUGGCGGCCCGUGGUGGUUCUGUGGACUGUGUCCGGAUGCUGCUUGCUUGGGGAGCAGAUAGGCUUCAAUUAGAUUCCUCCGGGAGAAUACCGUUCACAGUUGCUCUUAAGAACAAGCAUAGAGCAUGUGCUGCCCUGCUCGAUCCCUCAUCAGCCGCACCUCUUGUUUGGCCAUCUCCACUAAAGUUCAUCAGCGAGCUCAAUCAAGAAGCCAAGGCCUUACUGGAAAACGCCUUACUAGAAGCGAACAGGGAGAGAGAAAAGGCCCUAUUAAAGGAGAAUGACAUACCUUCAUCUCCACUACGUUCUGAUUGCAAGUAUGACGAUAUUGUCUCAGAUUCUGAGGAAAGCAAUAUGGAGUUAUGUUGUAUAUGCUUCGACCAAGUGUGCACAAUUGAGGUCAAACCUUGUGAUCAUCAAAUGUGUGCUCAUUGUACCCUAGCAUUAUGCUGCCUCAAGAAGCCUGAUCCUGCAACCGGUUGCACGACCGGACCAGUUUGCCCAUUUUGUCGGGGUGCCAUUCUUCAGUUAAAUGUUGCCAAGAUCAAGACUGACAGCGAUACAGAAGUAGAAUCCAGUCCAACAAAACCAAGAAGAUCAAGAAAAUCAAAUUUCAGUGAAGGGAGCAGCAGCUUCAAGAGUUUGUCAGCCAUUGGCUCAUUCGGAAGGAUUGCUAGUCGCAAUUCAGGAAAGGUUGAUGCCGAAAAGCAAUGAGGGAUUUCUUAAGUCUUGAUGAUUGCUGGUGGUUUCUUUGCUUCCAAUGACAUAAAUGGUGAUUUUACACUUGCUGUGGAAUAGCUACCUAUUGUAGCAUUUUAUUUGAAUUCAAUUUUCCCAUUGUCCUUCAAGACAAUAGAGGUACUAUAUUCUUAUAUGGUCUGUUUGAGUCUUUGUAAUCCGGUUAUCGGUUGAACUUUGACAGACAUUUGUGUUUUUAUUUUACCAAAUAUAAAGUGUAAGUAUAUAUGAGAUGAAGGUAUUUUUCCUUGGCGCAUGAGUACAUUGAUGUUCAAAUCUCUUGGAAGUAGUACUCGAUCUCGCCUUCAUUUAAGCUGUGAGCAUCUGAUGAUACACAGCUUGGACUUUAUUCAACUCAACGAUUUCAGUGUUUUGUCCGAACCCAUUCAUUUUCAACUUACUUUUUGGUCCAUGAUUCAUUUGCAACCCGGAACUUGUCAAUCUAUUCAACUGAAGAAUUGGUAUUUCAAAGUUUAGUGGUUAGUUUCUCUCAUUCUCUGUAUUCUCAAUCUAGUUGCUUAGAUACUCUGCACAGGUUAUAACUGUGGCUGAGUAAUGAUAGGUAUAUAUUGUAAAGCUUCAAAUAUAUUGUUUGGGGCAUUCAUUUAUUCCUGUGAGUUGAAAAAUAUAGUGUUUCAGAUUCACUUUGGAUGUUUUAUAUUAUAGGUUUAAAUAUGUUUUUGGUUCUUGUAA